AUGACGCGCACGGAGGUCACGCUCGCGGUCGACUUCGCGUGCGAAGGGUGCGCGGCGUCUGUGCGCAGGAUCGCUGAGCGCAUCGAGGGCGUGCGCGAGGUCGAGAUCGACGUCGAGGCGAAGCGGUGCGUGGUGCGCGGGGACGCGUUGGACGCGGAGGACGUUCUCGCGCGCGUGCGCAAGUGUGGACGCGCGACGACGCUGCUGAUGGAGUGA
Messenger RNA from Ostreococcus lucimarinus CCE9901, 216 nucleotides. It is a transcript of the gene ATX1, whose product is annotated as copper chaperone. Bases 1 to 216 code for a protein of 71 amino acids. The record is from RefSeq and is a predicted model, not a curated record. Gene Ontology annotation, molecular function: metal ion binding. The transcript has a single exon. Lineage: Eukaryota; Viridiplantae; Chlorophyta; Mamiellophyceae; Mamiellales; Bathycoccaceae.